UUGCGGUGAGAGGCCGCAAGUUAUUUAGUGUUUACGUUUUCCCGUAAAUCACAAGCAAAAUGUAAACAGUCUUUUUGAUAACAUCACUGUUUUUUUUACUUUUUGAUAGCAAACGACAAAUAUUUUCGCGGUGUCAGGCAUCAGUGUCGUAAACACCGUCGUAGUAAACCGAUUACUGUAACAGUUAUCAUGUUCUUUACUACGAGACCAGGACCUCGAGGAAAAAACCUUUUGGAUCCAUGAAAUUAUGCCAAAAAAGGCAUCAAGCAGAAACAGGGAAUGGGAACGUGAACGUCGCGAGAGACUAAAUAAUUGCUUUAAGUCGCUCGAAAGUCUUUUACCCAGUCAUAACCCAACAGCAUCACUCAGUAAGGUAGACAUCGUUAAGAAAGCAGCCGAAUACAUACGUGAGCUCGAGAAAAAGAAUGCAAACCUGCUAGAGGGAAACACAGAUAAAGAAUGUUUGGAGCAAGUAAAAUUGUUGGAACGUCGUGUAAAAGAGCUAGUGGAUUACUCACAGCUUCUGGCAAGCUUGUUGAAAGCUGCUGGCAUAUCUGUGCCAGCAGGACCUGGGCCGGAUUUGGAAGUGCUAUUAAAGAGACCAUUAAAAUGGUCUGGCAAGCUGUCUCUUGACCAGACCUUGCAGCAGCUUGCUGAGGCACGCCAGAAAAAAUUUGGUAACAAUGUGAAGAAGAAGAAGAACAACAGUAGGACGAGUGGACAGAAGACCAAGGAAAAUGUAAUAAAUGUAGAGCCCAUUCCACAGCCAUCAACUAAUACUGAAGGAAAUGUAAGGAGUGACAUUGUACAGGCCUCUACAAAGAGCAGAAUUAAAUCCAGUGUCAAGAUCAAGAAAAAAUUAAAGAAAGUACCAAAUACUGUGGUAACAGUGAGUGCACCUGUAGCACAUUCAGUUAUUGCCCCUGCUAACAGUUCUACUGUGGGACCUGGCACACUUAUUUUUACCAAUGGCACAGUCAUGCCAGUGUUGUCAACUAGGGUUGUGCCUCUUCCAUUACUGGUCUCCCGUGCUGCAAAGUUGCCAAUAGCAGCUCUUACAAGGCCAGUGGCAGCGCAUAAAACACGUGUUAAUCAUCCUGUUGUGCCUCGGUCUGCAUGUCCAAGCAAAGAUGUCCCAGGUACGAAGAGCAAAAGUAGUUCUACCAACAGACUGGGAACAGUUAAAGCUACUCGUGACACAAGCAAAAAUCACAAAAUCAAGAAAAAUGUGCAUCUUGUGCAAAAGCCAAUCAGUGCAAGAAAAGUCAAUGUAGGAGGAAAUGCUAGACCAACUGAGUCACUUUCUACGGAAAAAAACGGGUUGAACAUUAUUGUGCAUGAUAAUAAAUUUACAUUAUCAGAUGCACGUGAGCAAGCAACUGCACACGAAAAUGUUGGAGUAGCACCUGCUGUUGAAACAGAAGCAAAUACAACCAUGCUGGGACAGGAAAAGAACAAAAGUGAAGCUCAUGAUGAUAUUUUUGACAAAGUACGUACUAGCCACAUUAUAACAACAAAGUUUGAUCAAUCUGUUAACAGCAUCAGUUGUGAUAAAAGCCAGCAAGCCUGUCAGAAGAUGACAGAAGAUCAUCCUAAAAGUAAAGCCACUGGUGAUGAUGUGGAUAUGGCGGAAGCAGCAGAUGUUUUUGCAAAAAUGCAGCAGGAGAAAUGUCCAAGAUCUUCCAACAUAAAAAAAUUAAAUGAGGAUUGUGGAGGCAUAAAUGUUAAUGACAGUCAUCAUAAAUCUACAGAAAAUAUAAUUCCAACAUUUGAAAUUAAUGCUACAAAUGGACCUCCAUUUGAAAUGCAAAUUGGCAAUGGGCAAUACGAUAGAGAAAUGAGUGUGUCUUCCCAUAGCAAUGUUGACAUUUGCUCAGGUACCUCAUGUGAACUGAGGAGUACUACAACCAGUGGGGAUAUGGGAAAUGUUGUUGACUGUGAAAAGGUUGAUAAUGUUGAUAAACCAAUCCCAUUAGAUGAAAACAAAAUCACAGUGGAAACAUCAGAAAUAACAUCCAAUAACGCAGAUGGUGGAAACAAAAGAAAAAGGGGUGAUGAUGAUAUACCAGAAUCUUACCAGCUAACUAGGAAGAAAGGCAAAGAAGUUAAUGGAAAGACUGAAGUGAAUUUGUUUACAAAUUUGUCUGAUCAAGAAUCUACCUCAAAACAGUCAUGCUCUACCUCAGAUUCAGUGAUAAAAUCUAAUACUAAAAGUACUGUUGUAUCUACAUUGCCUAGUCAUGUGAGCUAUAGUGUAGAUUCAUUGUGUAAAACAAAACCUUUAUUAAAGACCUCAGUGACAAAUGCAACAUCAGAAAGCACUCAAAAUGCUGGAUCCUGUUCAUCAGCUACCUCAGAACACAGUGUGGAAGAUCAGAAUGCAUCUGUCCCUGAAGAACUUCUUGAUGUUAUGAACCAUAUUACCUCAGCUGCUAAAAGUAGUGUAGAUAAUGACAAUUUUAAUAAUGUUUUGUGUAGCUCCUUAUUGCAAGAAAAAUAUUCCGAGAAGUGUAACUUGGUUCAGAAUACUUGGUUAGACCAGAGUGUUCGGCAGAUUUUUAAUGAACCAGAUGGGAGUAGAGAAUUACGAAGCACUCGGGAACAUACAAAUUCUCAGGGAACAAGAACAGUAAAGGAACCAACUAUAAAUGAGAAGUCUGAUUUUACACUGUUAAAUAAUAUGUGUCCCACAUCACAGGAUGAGCAGAAAGUUGACAAAACUGCAAAAGAAAUAAGUGAUGGUUCACAAUUAACAGUUUAUGAAUCAAAGGCACAAGGAACUCCACAGGAAGGAGGAUUGAGUUUGAACACUGAGGCUACACCAGAAAAUGAAAAAAAUGCAACUGAUCAGAAUAGUUGUGAGUCAGAAAUGAAAACAAGAAGUGACUAUCAGAAGGUGUCACAAGAAAAGGGUUUUCCAGCACCAAUUUCGGAUACAGAUCUCAACUGCUUUAGUGGUAUCACUUCCAAAACAGUAUUAAAUGAAGGUGUUCCUGAAAAUUUAACAAAACUUGCAGAUAAUGCCAGAAGCCCCACUGAGUCACUAGCAAAAAGUACUAAUGGCCAGGACAAUACACUUGUAACUGAGAAUUGUCAGAGUAAGACACCACCUCCAGCAGAAAAAGUUACAUUGAUAUCGGAAGAGUUACCGAAGGUGUCAUUGGAUAGUGCUACUAAUUCAACUAGUGGUAAUUCCUUCUCUGAUGCAACCAUCCUGUUUGCGUCUCAGCUUCAUUCUGAGGAAACAUUAAGUAAGGAACAACCUUCAGCUAGCAGUAAACAGGCUAUUAGUUACAGCAGUAGUGCUGAAAUCCCCCCUGUAUCUCCACAUGGUAUUACCUCAAAAAGAACUUCACCAUCAGCCAUAGAAAAUAUAAACAGCUCCAAAAGUAGUGGUACACCCUUACUUGCAGGAACAGCACUCUACAAGCAGCUUAAGGACAUUUGUACUGUUGUAUCAUCAGUUACAGACUGUGUGUCAGCAUCAUCUGAAAGUGUUUCAGUUACAGGUCGUAAAAGCACAAAGCCAGUGGAAGAAUCAGUGUCUUAUAAUAUACAGCAAGUUUCUGAGGCUAAUUCCAGUGUUUGUACAAUCCAAUCUGAAAAUUCCAUGGGUGAUAAUAAUUAUAACUCACCCUGUGACUUCAAGACUGUUAUAGGGGUAUCCAAGUGCCUGAAUGUAGAACAAAAGUUAACAAAGUCUACUCAUUUAACCCAGGAAGUGAAUAAUACUAGCCAUUCUCUACAAUACACUGUCACUGGUAAAAUGAUGCCUGAUUUGUCCCAUGAUGUGGAACAAAAACUGGAAAAGACUAUUGAUAUGUGUGCAAGUAAAAGAAGUGAAGAAUUAGUUUCUGAGCAACAGGCAAAGUCAAACCAGGCACAAAGGCAGGCUGAAAAAAAUGAAAGCACUGAUGAUGUAAAGACCACAAGUUCACAAGUAAAUGAAAAGGAAAAUGAUGGAGUUUUAGAAACUGCUAAGGGAGACUGUCAUAAUCUCUUUGGAAGCUGUCACUGUAGUGGCUCUGAAUUUGCAGGUGAUCUGUUUGCAUCUUUGAAUGUUCCUACUGGUCAUUGCUCUGAAUCAAUUUCACCAACAGCUCAGUUUUUAUUGUCAUUUCCUCUUGUGUCAGGGGGAUCAAGAGCAGUCGAUAAUGUCCCAGAUGACAGUGGUGUUGGACAGGGUGCACCAUCAUUACUGCAGAUUGGGGUGUCUGAGCAAAGCAGGAGUGUUGGAACUCAAGUUUGUUCAUCUGAUACAAAUUCCGGUCCAAACAGUAAAAUACUUGUUAAUUCUGAGCAAAGCAUGUCUAGCAAUAAUAAUAAUAAUAAUAAUAAUAACAACAAUAACAACAACAAUAUCUUUAUGACAUCAAAUAGCAGCAGUUAUUCAAAAAUAACAAGUGGUUCUCUUCCAACUAUUGGAAAUGAUCAGCACCAUUUGCCUUUGUUUAAGACACCCACUAAUAACCGUUUCUCUUUUACAUAUGAAUCGUGUGGACCUGUAAAUAAGAGAGCUGUUGAAACGAGUCCCAUCAAAAUGCCAUAUGGCACAUCUGACAGUUUUCAUACAAAUUUCACCCUUCCUGAGCCUUGUUUAGCAUCUUUGCCAUUUGAUAAAACGUUCGAUCACAACAAAAGUUUCCAGUACACAAAUCUCUCAAAACAUCCCAUUACAAGCAGAGAGACGUGCCAUUUGCCUGUCAGUAUUCCAUCAGGUAUUUGUUCAUCACAGCAGUCAAAUAAUAUUACUGUAAAUUUGAUGCAGUCAGAUACUCUGGGCUCAGGAAUUCAUAAGGUGAACAAUUGUGGCAGUGACUUAUUCAAAACACCACUGCCUGCACUUUCUGUUCAAAGCAUUUCUCAAAAUUUGCAGAGUACCAGCAGUGUUAGUCAGGUUUCUGUGACCACCAGUGCAGGAAGAUUCAGUGGCAAUAAUCAGUCAGUAGCAAGUAUGCAGAAUUUACCAGUGAACAGCUUCAGCUGUACAGAUUUCACUGCAUUGCCAGUUCCUCAGAUAUCGUCAUUUGCAGAAGACGUAAAAUCUACAACCAUGUCAUCCUUCUCGAUGGCCAACAGCUCCUCAAACUUUGGAAUUCUAUCAUGGAGUACAAUCCCACCAGUGGCUGCUGCAUCAAAUAUUUCCCACAAUGAGAAUUUUACAAGUUUGCGAAACUCCUCAGAUGUAUUUUUGCCAAAUAUCUCUCCUCCUACAACAAAGAUUGGCAUUGACAUCAACAGUGCCAAGAAUUGUGGGCGAAGUUCAUCUGUAUGCAAAACAGGGCAGCAACAACUAAAGGACUGUGCAUCUGAAGUAUUGAGACAUUCUCAAGGGAUUGGUCCAGGUUAUUCAUUUCCUAUUACAAAUGAAACAGGCCAAGAAACAGUGUCAUCUCGAGGUGUAAUUAAUUCUUUAAUGCCUUCAUCUGUUCAGAACAACACUUUGCAACAGAGCUCAUACAAGAUGUCGUUGCCAAACAAUCAGAGUGAGUUGGGCAGUGAUACAUCGAAAGGUGAUUAUGGUAAUUACAGAGCAGCAGUGUCAGUUGGCUCUGAAUCGUAUAAAAAAUUUCCUCUACCUCAAAGUAAUAAUUACAAGUUAAUGACGUCACAUGCAGAGGUAGUAUCACGCACCAGUGAAAGUCAAAAUUACAAACAAACAUCAAGCCCUGUGCCUCAGAACAGUUACAGUGUAGCAUCAUCAUCUGUGUGUGGUGAAGCAUUUAGUCGAACACCAUUAUUGCAUGAUAAAUUCAAGCCUCAGUCGUCAUCGCAGUUUGAUUUGUAUCACUCGGCACCUGGAAUUGUACGAAGUGAUGUCUACAGGACGAGCCAGGAGAGUCAUGCGGCUGAUAUUCCACCUUUGGAUCAGUGUGGCCAUUUUAAGCCAGACUUUCAUGCAAAUCAAAAGGAACAAUUCAAACAAAAUAUAGUCACAGAAAAACCUAGCAAUGGCAAACAUUUAAUUACAUCAGAUGGAGUCAAUAGCUAUAAUGCAAAUGUGGCUUCGUCAUUCAAGCAAGAUAGUUACAGAUUCUUAGCUGCUUCCUCUCAUUGUGAGCAGGCUUCUAAGCCUGGACCAGCUUGUCUCAGUCUUGACAAUUACAAGUCAGCUCUGAGAUCAAACAAGGUUGAGAAUUACAGAAAAGUUCAACAUUCUUAUCAGCCAGAGAUCUACAAGAGAGGACCGACAUCAGUGGCCUGUGAAACCCACAAGUCUACCCCAAGUUCUGUUCAGUACAACAGCUGCAAACCAGCAUCAAGUAUGCCUGGAGAAGGCACCCUCUCAACAAACACUCACUCAAGGGCUCCUGUAAAUUGGAUGACUACACCUGAUACACGUUGCAGUACGCAGCAGAUAUCUUCAUUAUUCUUCCCACCUGCUACAUCCAGUCAAAUGCAAACACAGAAUAAUACGCCUCUUCCAUCAUCAGCACUUUUCCCAUCACAGUGUGGCCAUGUGAAUGGCCAAACAGCUACAGCAACAACAUUAUUUACGUCCGUUCCUAGUCAGACGAGUCAGCCUGUUAUAUUACCACCUGUAACCUCAUCCCUAUUCCCUCCAGUAACUUGUAAUCACAGAGAAACUGCUAGUAGCACACACAGUUUAUUCCCUCCUCCUGUCUCCAGUGGCACUUACAAUACCAAUGGAAAUUCUAUGACAUCAAACAUUUUCACUCCAGCUUCGAGUCGUGCUAGCAGUUUCCCUCAGGUCCAAUCUUCUCUUUUUCCUGCCACCACUAUUACUACAGGCAACCAAUCAUCUUUGUUGUUUCAAUCCACCACAAGCAAUCUGUUGGGACAGGAUAAUGUCAGUAUACCACCAAUGCUCUUGACAACUUCUGCCAGUCAUGUAGGCCAGAGUGGAAGUAGCUUGGCACCUCUUCUUACGUCCGUCGCUGCCCGUGGUUCAAACCAGUCUUCUGUUGGUGUACCAUCCAUUAAUACGAUGUCUGUAACUCACCAGAAUUCCACUGAUCGGCCACUUACCGGCAUUCCACCAGCACUUCUCCCGACAUCUUCUGAUACCUGUGGUAAAUCUCUUAGCUUGCAGCCACCAUUACCGUCAACAGUAAAACCGGUCUCGGGAGGCACGCAUUUAGGUACCUUGCCUCCGAACACUGCUUCACAUUUAUUUUCACGUGAUGCUGGUAACAGCUUUUGCUCUGGAACAAUAUUUCAAUCAUUUCCAUCAUCAGGACCUACUGUCCAUGACAGUUCACCAUCAGUUUUAUUGAUGUCUGGUUCCAACGUCAUGGGAGAUGCAGCUUCAUCAUCACUCUUCUGUCCGCCCCAUGUGACAGCAACCAACAGUGAUUUCUCAUCAGGCUCAGCACCAUUCUUCUCGUCAUCACUAAUUCCUACUGCGUCAUCAGUGGCCAGCAUACCAGGUCAGAAUAACAGUUGUCUGCCCUCUUCUGUACCCUCAACAUUGCUGUCAACUCACACUUCAUCAGGCAAUAGGCAACGAGACUUAAACCUAUUCCCUGGGCCACCACUGCCACCAACUCAGCACAGCUACUGCCGUCCAUCCGGUCCGACUUUUCCCGGUCUACAAGAAUCUGGUGGUGCUAGCUCAUCUGCUGCCACACCUCCAAGACCUUGCUUUCUGUCUGUCAGCCAGUUGGUGGAAGGAAGUGGUAGUGGAAAAAUUGGGGCGACUCGGAACUCAAGGCGCCGCUCUCGUCGACCUCCGCCACCCUGGGUGUCUGGCUCGUCUGCCCCGGGGAACUUGUAUCAGAAUGUUUCACACUCCCAGCAGUCACUGGCUCAGCCAUCAAGUAACAAAACAGUACAGCAAUUAUGUGGGCGCCAGCCCAGGCCACGAGUCAUUCCGUCUACAUCAUCAGAGCUUGUGGACCUGGGUGGCCUCUUGGGUUCGCCGUUGCUCGCUGAAGAUCAGCCGCCGACCAGUCAGCGCCCUUCCUCACCGCCGACAUCUGUCAACUCUCUGACAAAUUUUAACCUCAGUACAAUAUUUCCUGAGAUAGACAAGCAGCAGCAACAGCAGCAGUCAGCAGCAGGAUACCCAAAGUCUACGACUAUGGUGCCUGACACUCAGCAACGAGAAUUUCCACAUCCGCCAUCAACAUUUGGCAAUGUUGUGAUGUCACCUGCUCAAAUAUGUCGAAUGCAAUGGCCUUAAUCUCAUGUUCCCUAAAGACUGCGGGUCUGAGGAAUAAGCUGUGUGAUCUGAAUUGCUGCUUGUGAGCAGUGUGAUGCGUUUGUGGAUUUGGUAAGAGGACUGAGUGGGGCAGUCAUGGAAUAUCUGCUAUACUGUGCCAUUGAAGAAUGCUGCCUUUAAACUGAGGCACCAACUGAUGAUUUU
Molecule: messenger RNA, 8329 nt
Organism: Schistocerca americana (American grasshopper)
Lineage: Eukaryota; Metazoa; Arthropoda; Insecta; Orthoptera; Acrididae
Product: mucin-17-like
Exons: 9
Coding region: 248-8146 (2632 amino acids)
Biological process (GO): regulation of transcription by RNA polymerase II
Cellular component (GO): RNA polymerase II transcription regulator complex
Molecular function (GO): DNA-binding transcription factor activity, RNA polymerase II-specific; RNA polymerase II transcription regulatory region sequence-specific DNA binding; protein dimerization activity
Source: RefSeq, a predicted model, not a curated record